Paracoccidioides brasiliensis Pb18 is the source of this 783-nucleotide messenger RNA. RefSeq lists its product as uncharacterized. The record is from RefSeq and is a predicted model, not a curated record. The transcript has a single exon. Bases 1 to 783 code for a protein of 260 amino acids.
AUGACCGGAAAGCUGACUCUCCACAAGUCACCCAAGCGCAAAUGCGAUGAGACAGACUACCAACGAAGGACUGUUUCGACGUUUCCUUCUUCGUCUAAAACAACAGCCACCAGUGUGAGGGACCUUGCUGAUGAUCAUAGCCCCGACAUCGGGAACAGUCCCCCGAUCUCUGUAGCUGCAGAGCUGGACGAGCUUGACUUACAUUUGACUUCUAGUCAUGGUCUUGAACACACAAUCCUAGAUUUAACACAGGACAAGAAGGUGGCAGAUAGGGUGGAUGAAGGCCCAUUUGCACCAGGCGAAAUAAAUCUAGAGUCGUCAAGUCUUGUAGCCUCGAUUAUUAAUAACGACGGAGGGACCAAAACCCGUGCAUUCGUAGGAAGAGGCUCGACCUCUACAAGCCCAGCUUUGGAUUCAAAGUGCAACCCUAAAACUAUCCCACAUUCAAAACACAAGUCUCGCCGAAAAUCCCCUCCUCUCUCCAGCAAUGUGGAGGAGAAUCCGCUUACCUGGCAUGACUCGGAAAUCACAGGAUAUGCGCCAACGGAUCCGAAUGACGAUGGGUACGGGAUCAAUGGAAUCGGUUUCAAGCCCACGGCAGCGGUCGCCUGGGAGAGGUCGCAAAGAAGGGAGAAACAAGUGGCAGAAUGGAAAAGCCGUGAGGCAAGGGAAGCGAGGGAGAGGCGGAAAUCAAGACGGGAUGGGAUUACCGUUGAUCAGCAUGCGAAGAGUUCUGCUCAUAGCUGCAAAAGGGUCAGAUUUGACAUAGCUACGGAGGAUUAA